Molecule: messenger RNA, 6715 nt
Organism: Doryrhamphus excisus (bluestripe pipefish)
Lineage: Eukaryota; Metazoa; Chordata; Actinopteri; Syngnathiformes; Syngnathidae
Source: RefSeq, a predicted model, not a curated record
UUGUGUGUUCCAGAUUGCAACAGUGGAGCUGCUGAGUGACAGACCGGAGACCCCCGGGACCCUGGGCCCUACAGGAUGCAGACACCCACUGGGGAGGAAACAACCCUGACUGGAGGUCUAAAGACUUGUGCACGCUCCUCAGCACCCAGAUCGCCCUCUGAUGGGAAUAGUCCCGGACUGCUUCAGAAGUUUGCCCUCACACGUGGCGUCGGCCGUGUGCAGCGCAGCCUCCUGUUUCACAGAAGCGGAAGUGUCCAGAACGUCUGCUGCAUUCUGAUAGUCGCUGGGUGUCUGGUCGAUCAUGUUGUGAUAGAGCUGAAAGAGGAAGGCUCGCUGUCAGCUACACAUAUGGUCAGACAUGAACGACAGCAGCUUGGCGAACGAGGGCCGGUGGCCGGGCUCCAAGGCCCAGCACUUGCACAUGAUGUCGUACCUGCAGGAGGACUGAUAAUGACAUAUCCUGUGUGGGGGAACAUGUACAGUCUAGACGAGCACACCUACACAGACUCAUCAGCAUAGUAGGGACACUCCAUCUUAAAUCCUCUCUCAAUCAUGGCGUAGAACGUGUGGUCCACCUUGAUGCCUGGGUACGGCGUGACACCUGAAGCGGACAUUUGUACGAAAGGCUGUUUACGCUGUGUGCUGCUCAUUAUCAGGUGCUUAUGUGAGAGGCGAUACCGAGAGAGAAGAUCUCCCAGAGGAGGAUGCCGUACGCCCACACGUCACUCUUCAUGGUGUACAUCCCCUCGAAGAUGCUCUCCGGCGCCAUCCACUUGACGGGCAAACGCACCUGUGAGGCAUUGGAGUCGUUGUCGAUGUCUCGAGCCAAGCCAAAGUCACCAAUUUUCACCAGUCGGCCUUUUGUCACCAACACGUUCCGUGCGGCCAGGUCACGAUGGAUACACUACACACACCAAUGCAAAUCAUAGCAGUUUCACUUCCAAUAGUUUUAUCACUUCCGUCCAAUUAGAUUUCAGGCCUCUGUGUUGCCAGGUAGGAAAAUAAAUAAUGUGUUGAGAAUAUACUGUUACUUCAAGGUUUAUUGUUUGAACAAAAAAUGCACAGUUAUUCACAUGUGCUUUACGCUGGUGCUUACAUUUUUGGAGGAGAGGAACUCCAUGCCUUUAGCCACUUGGAAAGCAAAGCUCAAGAGGUCAUCGAAAGUCAGGGCCUGCAGGUCGUCCGUGUCAUCGUUUUUGGCGCUUUCUGCAUCAGUCAAGAUCAGCGGUGAACUUUUAGUCGGAAUUGUCAAAUGUUUAGUUUGCCUCAGAAGGCACCUUCUGACCUUCACAGUCCGUGUCAUCCAAGCUGUGCUGGAGGAGGGCAAGGUCCUCCUGUCCCCGAGUGGAGGCGGGGUGCAUCGGGAUGUAGUUGUUCACACUGCCCUCCUGCACACUGGUGGCACAAAACACUAGUUAGUUCAGCUUUAAACUAAAUUCAUUACUUUCAAUGGUAAGCUGAAUAGUGGUUUGAUGGCAUCAUCUGGGCAGGGGGUCUUUUAAAGUUCCCAUAUGUGACUACUAGAGGGCGCCAAGUGUGUUUAGCAAUGCGUGAUACCCACCAGGACGUUUUAGUGGCCGUCAGGUUGUUGUACAGGCUGCUAAAGCGGUCCUCGGUGAAUGCGUCCGCCACACACUUGUGGUAACGCUCGCUGCUGUUCUUCAGGUAGUUCAGCAAGUCUCCAUGGCAGCAGAACUGGAAUAUCAGGUAUAUGGGACCUGCACGGGGCGGACAUUAAGCUUAGAGGCAUGAUUUUACACAAGUUUGGUUGAAUUCACAAGGACCCGGGGGAAACAUGCAAACUCCACACAUGUUCCAACUUUGGUGACUGCAUUUGUAGUUGUGUAGAUGUACCCGACUCUGUGCAGGCCCCGAGCAGGUUGACAAUGUUGGCAUGGUGACCAAUGUGAGUCAGCAUCUUCAGUUCGGACAUCAGAGCCUCCUUCUCCACAUCCUGGUGUUUCUCUCAUCUUGACGGCCACCUGCUGAGAGACGCCUGCCUUGUUGAUGCCGUACGCCGUUGCCUGGACCACUGUGCCGAAAGCACCAGAGCCCAGUUCUUUGCCUGAGGAGGACACGAGACACCGAUUGAUCACGACAAGAGUCACUCGUCCGUAAUGCAUUGGGACAUAUUCCCAUCAGGAGCCUCCCAGGCGCAGUACUGCAGCACGGGGUGGUACAACACAUGGGCUUGCAAGCAUGAGCUGAGCGCCUCCCGGGCCGGAAGACUUUUCCUCCCCUCCAGCUGGACUGAGAGGGAAUCUUCAGCUGGGGUAUAGCUGCCACUGUGGGUCACGUUGAUGGAGUUGAUGAACAGAUAGGACAUCUGGAUUUUGCCAUGAAGGAUUUGAAAGCGGAAGGGAAGUCGCCAAUGAAACACGACACCACCUUCCGAUUGAUGGAAAAAAGCUUGUCACCAGUCAGACCAUGGAAAGCUGAAUACCAACCAGUCCAAGUCUUGGUGACCAGAUAGUGAAAACCUCAUGUGAGGCAGUGACCAAGGGGGGAAAAAUGGGGAACAGUUCAGGUUGGCCAAACUCCUACCAGCAGUAUGCAGCACUGGCAGCAGGUAUCCCAAAUGAGAGGCGGUUACCCAGGAUGCAUCGCGUCAUGAGGGGAGCCUGGCAGUAAGCAAAAACAACAACAGGCUACUUUGCAAAGAACGGUGCUGCAUGGAUGGCGACCCGGGAGCUCGCUGUUCCAGGCGUGCAAUGAUAUAGUCCUCAAAGCAAAACAUGCACCCCAGCGCUAUGAUCAACGGCAGCGGCGGUGGUGCCAUGAACAGUGGACUCCCAGCUUCAGCUGCUCCGCUCGGGGGUGCUGGGAUACCCAAUGUCAAGGUGAAGUUUUGCCGUUACUACGCGAAAGACAAGACCUGCUUCUAUGGAGACGAGUGUCAGUUCCUGCACGAGGAUCCGUCCAUGGCAACCCUGCCGUUGCACGGCGGCGGGAGCCCCGUCCCGUUGUCUCUGCCCGGGGGUGGCGGGACGCCAGCGGGGUAUUCCAUCAGCGGCUCCGCGGCCUCCUGCCAGGGCGGCGGGGGGACCGCUGUGUCCAAGAAGACUGAAAGCAUGGGGCCUGCAGGGACGUCUCUGGACGGGUCGCUGUUAACCAUCCCAGGGAUGGAGGGUCCAGCGCUGAGCGAUGCCAAUCUUACCAACUCCUACUUCAGUAGCAGCUUUAUUGGGGUGAAUGGAUUUGGAAGCCCUGCAGAGCCCAAAUACUCCAUGAUGCAGCGAAUAACUACCAGCAGCAGCUCUCCCAGUCUCCUCAACGACGGUGCCAAGAAUUUCAGCCACAGCGCUCAUGAUCCAGUGAACUCACCGACAUCGUCACUGUUCAGCGAUUUUGGUGCUCUCAGCAUUUCCCAAAGGAGAAAGGCUCCCAAUCCGGCAGCAAGUGAGUUCAUCCCUAAGGGAGCUCCUCGAAUGGCCACCAUGGCUCAGUCUUCAGUCCAGGCCUUCCCCUCACCUCUCUUCGCUCACCCAGGCCUCAGCAGCUCCACAGCGGCCGCUCUCGCCCCAGGCAUGUCUUUAUCGGCGGGAUCGUCCCCCCUUCACUCGCCGAAAAUCACGCCCCACACCUCACCCGCCCCGCGUCGGCGCAGCCACACCCCCAACCCGGUCAACUACAUGGUGCCCACCACGGCGUCCGACCAGGGCGCUCACAUCAUCCAGAAGGAGACCGUCGGGGGGACCACCUACUUCUACACGGACAACACCCCAGCACCCAUGGCCGGGAUGGUGUUUCCUACCUACCAUAUCUACCCCCCCACCGCGCCCCAUGUGGCUUACAUGCAGCCCAAAGCCAACGCCCCGUCCUUCUUCAUGGCCGAUGAACUCCGACAGGAGUUGAUAAACCGACAUCUGAUCACCAUGGCCCAGAUCGACCACUCGGAGAACCCAGACGUCCCCUCCGAGGUGGACAGCUACCACAGCCUCUUCCCUCUGGAGCCCCUCCCCCCGCCCAACUGCAUGCAGAAGACCAGCAACUUCAGCUACAUCACGUCCUGCUACAAGGCGGUCAACAGCAAGGACGACCUGCCGUACUGCCUGAGGAGGAUACACGGUUUUCGCCUCGUCAACACCAAGUGCAUGAUGUUGGUGGACAUGUGGAAGAAGAUCCAGCACUCCAACUCUGUAACGCUGAGGGAGGUCUUCACCACCAAAGCCUUUGGAGAUCACUCGUUGGUGUUCUCCUACGACUUCCACGCGGGUGCAGAGACCAUGUUCAGCCGACACUUCAACGACCCAGCAGCUGACUCGUAUUUCACCAAGAGGAAGUGGGGACAACACGAGCCACCGCCACCACGGCAGCAUGCCGGCCUGCUACCCGAGUCUCUGAUCUGGGCCUACAUCGUCCAGCUCAGCUCCGCCCUGCGUACCAUCCACACAGCGGGCCUGGCCUGCCGCGUCAUGGACCCCAGCAAGAUUCUCAUCACCGGCAAGACCAGGUUACGAGUGAACUGCGUGGGUGUGUUUGACGUCUUAACGUUCGACAACAGUCAGACCAACCAUCUUGCCCUGAUGCCACAAUACCAGCAAGCUGACCUGGUGUCGCUGGGCAAAGUGGUGCUGGCGCUGGCGUGCAACUCGCUGGCCGGCAUUCAGAGGGAGAACCUGCAGAAGGCCAUGGAGCUGGUGUCCAUCAACUACUCUUCAGACCUCAAGAACCUCAUACUAUAUCUGCUGACUGAGCAGUCCCGCCUACGCAGCGUCAACGACAUCAUGCCCAUGAUCGGGGCACGGUUUUACACCCAGCUGGACGCGUCGCAGAUGAGGAACGAUGUCAUCGAGGAGGACCUGGCCAAGGAAGUGCAAAAUGGCCGCCUCUUCCGCCUGUUGGCCAAGCUGGGCACCAUCAACGAGAGGCCCGAGUUUCAGAAGGACCCAACGUGGUCGGAAACGGGCGACCGCUACCUGCUCAAGCUUUUCCGGGACCAUCUUUUUCAUCAGGUGACGGAAGCCGGAACGCCAUGGAUCGACCUCAGCCACAUCGUCUCCUGCCUCAACAAACUUGAUGCGGGCGGUCCCGAGAAGAUCAGCCUGGUGUCGCGGGACGAGAAGAGCAUCCUGGUGGUGACCUACUCGGACCUGAAGCGCUGCUUCGACAGCACCUUCCAAGAGCUGCAGGCGGCCGCCUCGGGCUCCCUGUAGCGCCCCCUUCAGGCCCGCAGCACACAAUUGCACUACGGCGGUCGGCCGGGGGCUCGUGGUGACAUCAGCAUGGUGGGGGCGGGGCGGGGCGGGGCUUCGUGAACCUCAGUCACAUACACUGUCCACCAGGAAGGCUUUUUUUCUUAAAGUGUUUUUUUUUCUUCCCUAAAAUCCCUGCAGCGGAAAAAGGAAAAAAAAACAUUACGGACGCUCGGACGCCAUUGAUGACAUUUUUUAGAUUUGGGGAACAAACGCAGAGGCAAACCUUGGGGUGUCUGAACUAUUUUUCCUGCUUUUAUUGUUUGUUUCUACCGCUGGGGGGUUCUCUCUGUGAGGACGAUGCACUAAGAUUUUAAUUUAGCUUAUUUUUUUAUGAACAAGCGUGAAUGGCUGACGAGUGUACAAAGUCAUACACUUAUUAUCUCAACAUCACUUCCACCUUUUGUCCCCCAUGGACUGCAUCAUGGGGGGGUGGGGGGGUGCGGAGGAUUUUUAUUGGACAACACGGGACGCUCCGACACCACCCCCCCAAUCCACCAAGGACAAACCACUGGGGGUGAGGUGCUGAAAACUGGAACAGGGACGGGCAGGGAGGGAGGGUGGGUAACGGGGGUAGUACGUGCACCCCGCCCCCGCUUUUGGAGGGCGGACACUGGGGUGGCACAGGUCACCUCAAGGACAGGUGGCCCCCAUUCUUCGGGUGUCUGAGGUUGAGCCACAGCUGCCUCUUUUUGGAAUGUCCUCUGCUAUCUUCUUUCUACCCCCCCCCCCCCCCCUCCCCUCAUCAUGGAGUUGUUGUGCAGAAGUGCAUCAUGGGAAGUGGGUGACUACCUUUCUAUUCUGUGGACCAAUACCAGCAGGGAUGAAAAGAACAAGGCAGCAUUUUUUUUUAGUUUAUGAUAUGACGAUGAAACUAUAAGCCGGUGAGACCCCCCCCCCCCCUUUACCCCCCCACCAAAAUCAUUGAAUGUGUUCAGGCGUCCUAACGGUCCACCUAUGGUAGAACACGGGCGGGGCUUCUCGCUGAGCUGUGCUGUCAAGGUUCCCUUUAAAGCUCAACCUGGAGAUUAAACGUGACUGAGCCCAAACGCUGCUCUCGGUUUCUCCUCCGCCUUCUCAGUGGACCAAACCAUGGACCUCAAAGUCAUAACACACGCCGACGGGCGAGGACACGCCAAGAACGGCGUCUGGGCUCAGCUGCUUCUGAUCCAGCCGCUGUUUUAAAGAUGGCCGCCGGGGGGUGAGGACGGCGUCGGAUCAUGGACUACUUUCUCUGGUUUUAGCAAAACAAAAACACACUUUGGUGAAUGUGGUGCUUUAGACCCCACCCACCCACCUCCACCCCCAAACACACAAGAUUCCAUGUGCACAAGACUGCCCCCAACCCCCCCCCCCCCCCCCCCCCCCACAGCAUCACUUGACCAGCCACAUGCUAACACACACUCCAGUAAUCAACCCCACAGCAUCCUGGUGUGUUUUUGCCCCUCUUGUGUUCAUCGUCUCAGACUUUGCAAUAUUUGUGUGUACAGCAGUAUUUUAAUAAAGAAGAACUAAAGUGA